GUUAACCAGAGGCUUGAGAGAGACACGCGCUCCAGAAACACCGAGCAGCGAGGCGAGGCAGCUCUUUCUCUUUCUUCUCUCUUUCUCUUUCUUUCUCUCUUUCUUUCCCCCUCUCUCUCUCUCUCUCUCUCUCUCUCGCUCUCUCUCGCUCUCUCUCUAUCUUUCUCUCUCUGGGUUUGCACUUCACACCGUAAAAUGGAGACCCUCCGCACGGCCAUCAUGGUUACCGGAGUGCCCAAGAAAGAACACUGUGGCACCGAGACCAACUAUGUAGAUCUUGGGAGCACCAACACAGUGAAAGUCACAUUCACUGGUGAGGGAAACCAGCGAGCCAUAUUCAAGUGUAAAGGGAACCGUGAGGAACAUGAAGAAGGUCGCACGGAUCAAAGGAAGGGCGGAAAGGACAGUUCUUCCGAUAUCUCAGAUAUGGAUUUAAAAAUCGAAAGUUUUCUUGAGGAGGAGACUGCUGUGACAUGCCACGAACCGGAGGAAACAGACUACACAGACAUGUAUUUGAACAGCAGGUGCGAGUCCGAGUCGGAGUCUGAAGAUGGCGAUGCCGAGGAAAGUGAACACGACAUGCCUGUGGCCGAGGAGACGGAAUCACACUACAUAACUACACAUGAGAUUCAGCUCACGGAACUGGACCACGACAUGGACCACGAGCUCGGUCGUGCCGCAAGCUCGUGCUGGGAUUACGAAGACGACAAUCUCGUGUACUCGUUCGUGGACUACGCAUCUUUUGAGAGCGGUGAGCAGCCUACCGGGGAGAGGGGUCAAAGGAGAGCAACGAGCAGCCGUCCACCGAAACUUGGUGCCACAAAAGCGCUGAUCAGCACUGAGAGCGAAUGUGCGAGCUCAGACGAGGGUGCACGGAACACUGCGGGACGCAUUCACGUAUCCAUAAAAGCCUCGUCCCAGACUGUGAGCGAGUCUGUUCGCCCACCUCUGGAUGACAAUGACCUUUUGCGCUGCUAUCGUGAAACACAAGCAAAGAUAGAGGUGCCGUACGAUAGUCACGCGCACUGUUUCAUUCCUGCGCCUGGACGCCAGCAUCUGGCUAGCAAACUGAUGAAAGGCAAAGAUGUCACCGAGUACUCGAGCGGUGCAUCGAGUUCUGUGAGUGAGCUUGAUGAUGCCGAUAAGGAAGUCCGAAACUUGACCGCGAAGUCUUUCCGGAGCCUCGCGUGUCCCUACUUCGACACCAUCGACCUCAGACCCUCAAGUGAGUCCUCAGUUUCAGAGCACAGCCUGAGCAUGAACAAAUGGUCCACUUUCGUUGAUUUCAAUUACAGGAAUUACGUUAUGCAGGGUGGGGUCACAGGCGAGCGCAAAAAUUCCACAUGCUCUGUGGAAAUGAGAAAGUGUACCGACAGUGGAACCGUUAAUGUGAACACCAUCACUGAAGGGAGAACCCACCAGACGAACACCCUGUCAUCAAAAUAUAAGCUGAGCCAGCUGAGCUGCGAUACCGAUAGGCGCACGAAAUGCAUACAGAACGUAUCAAACAGUUGCGAGGCAACGACAAGCCAGCUGCGCAAUCAGGUGGACGUCGGCGUGGAGGGAGUGCACAAGAAAGCCGUGUUCGCCUCGAGCCUCCUGCAAAACGUCAUCUCAAAGAAGAUGCGGUUCGAACAAGAGCGCAAAUUGGAGCGUGGUGAAACAAGUAGUGUGCAACGUGCACAAUCACCACCCAAAGACAGCACGAGCAGCAAAGUUUUACAACGACAGACGUCAGAAUCAGGAUCUGUACACUCUGUUGUCUCCGUGGAAGAAGUUGUGGACAGUUCGAAUGUCGCUUUCAACAAAGUAGAGGAAGAAGAGGGGGAGGAGGCAUGCAAAACGUCAUGUCCACCUACAACAGAGAACAUCGAUGAGCCAAAAAAGGCCCCAGUGCUGGAGGACCACGGAAUUUGCGAAGAAAUAAGCAAGGCCAUAAUACCCAAAGUGGACAUCGAAAGUGACGUCACGGCCACGACCGUGCCAGUAGAGGCACCAAAAGAAAACGAGAAAGCAUGCACUGAAGCGACAAAUAGUAAAACGACAAAAAUGUCACACUUGUAUGUUCCCGGGUCACAUUUUCUUUCAAAAGAAAGGGAAGUAGUGGAACCAUCCACACCAAUAAAACAAAGAAGUGAUCCUAUCCAAUCAGACGGAAAGAGAACAAGCACUUUGGACGCUUCAAAAGGCAGCAAAGCCCCAGAGAUCACAAUCUGCCUGCGCAGCGUCAAGGAAAACAAAAACAACCUUGAGCGUCCUUUUAACAUUGCCAGCCUCCUGACUCCAAACCUCACCAAGCAUAGUGGCGACACCAAGAGCGAAAAAGUUCCACACUUUACAGUGAGGGAUGUCCGGGACAGCAGGUGUAAACUCCAAACGCCGAUCCAUCAGGUGCGAGACGUGCGCAAACUGGUCAAGAGCUCGUACCGGUUAGUGUCUCUGGAAAGUGGCGAGAAUAAAACCACAUCACGCGAAGAAAGUGAUGCCGUCAAAAAAGAACCAGAUAAAAAUGACAAGAAAGAAAAGACGCCCAUGGUGAUCAAAUGCCAUUCAGUGAACACAAAUACAAACACGAAUGCAAACAGACGGAACGACCCGGAAAGUGAGAGGUCACUGAUGCAGCCAAUCUCCGAGCAGCAGGAGAUUCAGAUGAAGUCAGCCAGAUGGAAAGAAAGCUGUGAUAAAAGGGUUGAGUGCAAAAUGACGAACCAGGUGGCACUCGAGAAAUUAAAGGCAGCUGUAAAGACCAUGGAGCAGCUUUAUGUUUUUGACCGGAACGAGUGGCGGCGCAAGACAGAGGCACCGCGGCCGGUGACGGACAGCCAUGUCCUCUCACUAAUUACUAGCGAGGAGCAAGGAGUCGAUGGUGAGAGGCUAGCGAAAACAGAACCUUCAAAAACCCCUGGUGCAGGCGCAAGCUUCACCAGAACAAUCACUCAUCAUCUGCAACAGGAUGUUCCCAAGAACCAAUGUUCCAAUGUCUGUAGCAACAUCUCUAGCUCCACGAGAAGCCCCUUUUCCCUCAAAAUCUGUCCUUCAAAAAGCACAGUGGAGAAAAGAAGCAGAGUUGAGGGUGACGCCGGAGUCAAAGUCACGACCUCUGCAUCGGAUUUGGUACCUCAAUCUCAACCUCCACCUGCAUCAGAUUCGGUACCUAAAUCUCAACCUCCACCUGCAUCGGAUUCGGAAAAUUAUCUAACCAUCCCGAUUAAGCCACGCCCCUUAGAGACAAAACCCCAUGCCUCAGAACAAAUCCUCAACCCCGCUCCUCAGCCUCAGCUUCAGCCCCGCCCACCACUUCAGCGCUCACCAGUCGUCACAGACUCAUGGUCUCCCGAGAACCCAAUGCUGACCUUCUGUCAGCCCGCACAAAUCCUUUGCGUCACACCCCCUAUGGAUCCACUCACGUCAAACACACAACGCAAGCUCCUACUAGAUCCCAUAACGGGGCAGUACUACCUGGUGGACACGCCCAUCGCCCUUCAGCCAGUCACGCAGAGACUCUAUUGCCCUGAGAGUGCUCAGUAUCUGGACAUACCGGUAGCCCUGAGCCCAGCGGCGUAUCUCAUCUGUCCACCAACGUUUGUACAGCCGCAUUCGCCCCCUGUUUGCUCGCAGGGCGAGAGCACAAGCACUGGGGCAAGCACGACAAUGGGCGGAGCUAAACCAGUCAUCAGUAUUACAUCACAACAAGGACCACGCAUCGUGGCUCCACCUUCUUUUGACGGCACGACCAUGAGCUUCGUCGUGGAGCACAGAUGAGCACAGAUGUCUGGGCUGUGUGUGUGUGUGUAUGUGUGUGUGUCUGUGAGAGUGAGUGUGUGAGAGUGUGUGUGUGUGUGUGUGUGCGCGUGUGUGUUCAUGUUCAGGAGGGUACCCUGGUUCUUACAUCGGAACAUAACGUAACGGUUCCCACAGAAACUUUGUCACUUCCUGUGCCAUUUCAGCUUCCUGUCUGCACUGCGGUUUCAAACUGAGCCGUGUUUUUCCCAGCCGCUGGUCAUGACGUCAUGGACGGCUGUGAGGAACCGAGGUCCGAUCGAUCCGUCAGCUUGCUAAAGACUGACACCGGCAUGUGGAGAAGGUCAGCGGAAAGUUCCGGAAAAUGAAGAUAAGCCGUGAGCGAGAUUCCUGAAAGCUCGAAUCUUCUCUGAGAGAAGAUGUGAGAAGCUGAGGAGAAUGGAAUGAUGGAAAUAACGGAAGGAUUGAAAUGAAAAGUGAAAUGUUAUUGAGGUUUUGGAAUAAACUGAACGUGUAAGCUGAGGGGAAGUGUCGCGUGCGUGUGAAAAAUCAUGAGACAUGUUAGCAGGCGAGCUCGGCCUAGCAACAUGCCACCAAAACAACCAGAAAAUUAAAAAAAAAACAAAAAACAAUU
Molecule: messenger RNA, 4375 nt
Organism: Pangasianodon hypophthalmus (striped catfish)
Lineage: Eukaryota; Metazoa; Chordata; Actinopteri; Siluriformes; Pangasiidae
Exons: 3
Coding region: 196-3762 (1188 amino acids)
Source: RefSeq, a predicted model, not a curated record